CGAGCGAGAGAGACCGAGACCUUUGCCUGGCCGCUCGCUCGCGCGUUAUACUCUUAGACCUACCGUCGGACGCUCUACUAUUCGGGCCGCGCUGCUACCAAGUGUACCCGCUCUCACAGCAGCCAGCAGCAGCAGCCGACCGCCUGACUUUUCUUCUUCAGUCGACGCCGCGCACCCAAACGGUCCAGACCUACUACUGCCACAGCCAUUCGGUCCUAUACCCUCUGUAUCGGCUCUCGCGUAUCGUAUACCAUUGCUACCACUCGUCGUUUCGUCAAAGUGUCCUCUACGACAGUGUGCAUCGAGUGCUACGCUUUCUCGACUACUACUGUGAACCGACGAUUCUACUCUCCGGGACCAGCACACAUCGCAUCCCAGCCAGCGGCGAACGCGUACACUCUUCCACACACACGCAGACACAUACGUACGAGAGAAGCCGUCGCAGCAGCAGCAGCAGCAGCAGCAGCGAGUGGAGGGAGAGGCGCGCGCAGGCACUGAAAGAGAGAGAGAGAGAGAGAGAGAGAGAGAGAGUCUUGUUUGCGAGCAGCGAGUCAGCGGUGGGAAUUUAUAAGGAUGUUCGCGAUAAUGCCGAUGGAGACAGAGGGGCACGGCAGGGAGUUCGGCCGCCGGCAGAAGAUGCGUGCCAAAUGCACCGUUGAGUUCGUCUGCAAGUACUGCCAGAGACGCUUCACCAAGCCCUACAACCUCAUGAUACACGAGCGCAGCCACAAGGACGACGUGACCUUCACCUGCGAGGUCUGCGGCAAGUCCUUUAAGCGCCAGGACAACCUCAAACAGCACAGAUGUGGGUGGCGGUGAGCGGGAGCUCGCUCGGGGACCUCCUGCCUUCUCACGCAAAAACACGCACGCACUUGAGAAAAAAAAGCAAAAAAAAAAUAUAAGAAAAUCACGCGCUUAUAAUCUCUGAUCGAAAUAAUGCGAGUGUUGUGCGAUAUACUGUCAACCCCCAGACCCCCACCCAUUAUCCGCUGAAAAAAAUUGUUUUUUUCAUUGCUUUGAAUCUAUACUACGUUAUGUGGAAUCGCGCGUGUCUCUUGAGUGUAUAUCGGCCGCGAGACAGUUUUUUUUUUAAUUUUUGUUCAUUAUAUUAUAUCACAAUAACCGCCUAUACGCUUUGACACAUCAGCCCCAUUUGAAGACAAGCCUCAAUCGCCCAGACUCUACCCUGCAUGCCUAUCUGCAUUGUACUCUAUUAUGAUGAUACUAACCAAUUUGUCACUUUGUGGAGAAGAAAACAACAACGACAACAAAAUGGCAACGUCUGGCGAAAGCUUCUCGCGCGAGCGCACAACGACUUAUAUCGCGCGUCUCUUAUUGGCCCAACUCGCGCUUGUGCAUUUUAUUAUUAUCCUCUUUUUAAUAUACGUUCUCGCACGACUGUGAUAUUUACGAUUGUUUUGUUUGUUUUCUUCUUUUCUUUAUAUAACUUUUGUUCUCGUCGACGAAACUAUGAAAAGAGAGAGCGUAUAUAGAUCUCUGUUUUUUUUCGAUGAUUGUUUGUUAUAUAUAGCGAGCUACGGCCACACGCGAUUACGACGAUAACGUUGUGUCGCGCGUCGCAGCUUUAAUACUUGUAACACUUAUAUAUAAACAGCUUUCGCCGACGGUGUUGGGUAUUAUAUUUCGACUUCGAUACUAACCCUUAAGGACUCUAUAUAUGCCGGCACAUCCUCUCACCUCUCGUUUUGGCACGAUCUCUGUUCCAGGAGCAUACACUCCGUUCCCUACAAGGGUUCCAACGGCUACUCGAAUGGCUAUUCGAAUGGCUACUCUAGGUACUAGAAGCCAUCCGGCCGACUAUCGCCAGUGCCCCACGUCCCUCAAAUCCCGAGUCCUAUCCUCUUCCCGUACCAGAAAAAAAGCACACAUCGGACACCCACGCAAAUGAUGUAUCUAUGUAUUCUAUCCUCUGUCACACGUUACUACACACAUCCCCGAUAUGCAAAAAAACACAUAUCUCCGUCCGCUGUUGUUCGUCGUCGUACGCACACCAUAUCACACACACACACACACGCACACACGCACGUCAUGUAAAACGCUACUUAGGUACCGGCGCUGAUUGACGCGGGACCUUAUUAUCCGUUUGAGCAAAAAAAAAAACAGCAAAAAAAACAAAAGAAAAAAAGAGAACUCCCGCGCUCUCGCUAGUCCAGCAGUCCCUCUUCUCUAUAUCUCUUCUCUACACGUGUCUAUCUUCUCUAUCUCUAUCUAUCUCUAAUCCCUCUGUGUCGCCUCUGUCCCGCAAAACUCCCUCCCGCACAAAUGACAACCGUCUCCUGGCAACAACAACAAAAACAAAAAGAAUCCACCCGUCGAAAGAAGCAACAGCAGCAGCAGCAGCAGCAGCAGCCGAGGAAGGAAGAACACGACCGCAGGGCAGCAGCUCUCUCGAAAUUGGACUAUGUAAUAACGAAGUGAAGCGAUGCUACCGUGGCACGCGCUGCUGCUGCAUCGGCUACCGGUCAGCCACGCCCAGGCCUCCGGCGACACACACGCACACGCGCACACGAAGAGCGAGCUGAGGGUCCGACGAAUUCCUUCCUCCGAGCUCGCUCGCAUAAAAUAUAGUACAUUAUAUUCGUACUCGCACGUGUGCGUGUGUGUGUGUGUGGGUGUGGAUAAAAUAAGGUAUAAGGAAAAAUCUCUUGCGAAAUUCACCGUCUCGUGCGCGCUCUCGCGAAAGUGACGGCCGUCGAAGCGACGGCCCGAUGGCACGAAUAAUAAUUAGCCGCGCAAGCGGGGAACUGCGCGAUAAUGUACGCGCUCCUCCUUUUGUCGACGCGCGGUGGGCUUGAGUUUCAGAGUUGUCGAUUUUAUUCAAAAUAGAGAGAGAGAGAGAGAAAUUGACUCGGUAUAGCUGAUUUAUAAUGAAAGGAUUUUCGCAAUUUCCUAGCGAGAGAAUGAGAUCGCGAAUCGACUGUGUGGAACUCAGGCCAACCCGUGUGUUUGUAUACUGGAGAGAAACUCGAUACAGCCGAGCGCGAGGGAGAAAAGUGUCGCGAUCGGCAGUAUCGCGUUACUCUCCUCUUGUGUCUCUGUGUGAGUAUAACAACGGCAGAACGCGGAAACGAUGUAUCGAGCGAGUAUGAGAGAGAAUGCGAGAAACGAGAGCGCGCACUCGGUCCAGUCGAGCGUUAAUUCUCGCGAAGCGGCAGCUCUGCGGCCUCUCGAUCCUCGAUAUCGAGAGCGAGCCUUUAUUAGCCCUGCUGUCUAAGUGUUAUAUGUGUUUGUGUGUACUCGUGUAUGCAUAUGUAUUAUAUAUAGCAGAGACGCUCGACCGGACCGAGUAUAAGGAAUGUACUUGUUGCGAGGGAGGCGAAUAUCGUCGAAAUUUUCCAUCGCCUUCCGAUCACGCUCGUCUUUUUCUACUUCGGCCUCAUCAUCAAUGUGUGUUUUCCAAGCUUUCCUCCUCUUCACUACUACUACUACUACUACUACUACUACUACUACUAUGUGUAUCUCCAAAAGAAAUGAGACUGCAGUCGCGCUUUGUAAAUAGCUUAACGUAUUACGGCGUUUUUAAUAUUAUUUUAUUAUUAUUAUUAUUAUUAUUAUUAUUAUAUUAUAAAUAAAUAGGACAUCACGAAUAUAAAUAUAUAUUAUUAUAUUAUAUAUUAUACGAGUAAUUUUAUAUAUGAGAAACAAAGUACGAUCGGAUAGUCCUUAGUCAUAUACGUAGCUCUCGAUGGACCUCGAGUCGAAAGAAGAAAAAGAAAAAACGCAAUAAGAGUGUACGCGAACCAAGUGUGUCUCACGUCCUGCUGUACCUAUGUACUGUGAAACGCGCAGGAGCACAACGAUAUAAUUUUUUUUUUUUUUUUUUUUUAUAAAGAAGAAAAGAAACAACACACACACGCAGUUGCAGAAACAUAAUCACACUGUACAAGCUAUAUCUCAAGUCUCUAUCGCUUUAGCUUCACAAACGCUGAUCAUAAAGGCGCGAGCGCGCCUGUAAAGACUUAUCUUAUACAUUAUAAUAUUAUAAUACUCCUUUUUUUUCGCGACGCGCGCGUGCGCGCGUCCCACUACAAUUUCGCAGCGAUCCACGAGCACAUCCCACGCAUUGUGUAGGCACUCUCGUGCGUAUACUAUACUAUAUUAUAUAUAUAUAUGUGUGUGUGUAAUAGGCGAAAAUGAGAUGAGGCGCUUCGUAUGGGCUUCUUUGAAAAAGAAGACACCGCGCGAACGAUUCGAAAAAUAAAAGGAAUUUGUAAUAUUGUCGCAGCGGCUUCGCGUUCUAUGUAUAUGUAUGCUAUUCUAUAUUAUAUGAUCGAGGCAAUGCACAAUCGGGAUAUGACGCAAUGUAUAACUGCUCGCGCGCGCGCGCGGACGAUCCAUCUAGUCGUCCGCGGCGCGCGCGCGCGCACCGAUCUACCAAUAAAAAUUCGCCAAGUCGUAGAACACACUUAAA
Nasonia vitripennis (jewel wasp) is the source of this 4432-nucleotide messenger RNA. It is a transcript of the gene drm, whose product is annotated as protein drumstick. The transcript is spliced from 3 exons. Gene Ontology annotation, cellular component: nucleus. Bases 574 to 819 code for a protein of 81 amino acids. The record is from RefSeq and is a predicted model, not a curated record. Gene Ontology annotation, molecular function: DNA-binding transcription factor activity, RNA polymerase II-specific; RNA polymerase II transcription regulatory region sequence-specific DNA binding. Gene Ontology annotation, biological process: embryo development; embryonic hindgut morphogenesis; embryonic pattern specification. Lineage: Eukaryota; Metazoa; Arthropoda; Insecta; Hymenoptera; Pteromalidae.